Molecule: messenger RNA, 2356 nt
Organism: Pezoporus flaviventris
Lineage: Eukaryota; Metazoa; Chordata; Aves; Psittaciformes; Psittacidae
Gene: SSRP1
Product: structure specific recognition protein 1
Exons: 17
Coding region: 154-2274 (706 amino acids)
Cellular component (GO): nucleus; FACT complex
Molecular function (GO): DNA binding; nucleosome binding; histone binding
Source: RefSeq, a predicted model, not a curated record
AGCGGCGGCCAGAGCGGCGCCUCUCUAUGGCGGAAGUGGGGGUGACUUCCGGCGGCAGCGGCGGCCCCGGGGGAGGCUCCGCGUGAGCUGCCGGGAGAUGCCAGCGCGGGGGGGCACUGACGGCUCCACGAGCCCCCGGUCCCGGCGCCCGCCAUGGCCGACACGCUGGAGUUCAACGAGAUCUACCAGGAGGUGAAGGGCUCCAUGAACGAUGGGCGGCUGCGGCUGAGCCGCCAGGGCGUCAUCUUCAAGAACAGCAAGACGGGGAAGGUGGACAACAUCCAGGCCUCGGAGCUGGCCGAGGGCGUGUGGCGGCGCGUGGCGCUGGGCCACGGCCUCAGGCUGCUCACCAAGAACGGCCACGUCUACAAGUACGAUGGGUUCCGGGAGUCGGAGUUCGAUAAGCUCUCGGAUUUCUUCAAGACCCACUAUUGCCUGGAGCUGACCGAGAAGGAUCUGUGUGUGAAGGGCUGGAACUGGGGCACGGUCAGGUUUGGAGGGCAGCUCCUGUCCUUUGACAUCGGGGAGCAGCCGGUGUUCGAGAUCCCGCUGAGCAACGUGUCCCAGUGCACCACGGGCAAGAACGAGGUGACGCUGGAGUUCCACCAGAACGAUGACGCCGACGUCUCGCUCAUGGAGGUUCGCUUCUACGUGCCCCCAACCCAGGAGGACGGCGUGGACCCGGUGGAGGCCUUCGCCCAGAACGUGCUCUCCAAGGCGGAUGUGAUCCAGGCCACGGGCGAUGCCAUCUGCAUCUUCCGGGAGCUGCAGUGUUUGACGCCGCGCGGGCGCUACGACAUCCGCAUCUACCCCACGUUCCUGCACCUGCAUGGCAAGACCUUCGACUACAAGAUCCCCUACACCACGGUGCUGCGCCUCUUCCUGCUCCCGCACAAGGACCAGCGGCAGAUGUUCUUUGUGAUCAGCCUGGACCCCCCGAUAAAGCAAGGCCAGACCCGUUACCACUUCCUUAUUCUGCUCUUCUCUAAGGAUGAGGACAUUUCCCUGACCCUCAACAUGAAUGAGGAGGAGGUGGAGAAACGCUUUGAGGGGCGGCUCACCAAGAACAUGUCGGGGUCCCUCUACGAGAUGGUCAGCAGGGUCAUGAAGGCGCUGGUCAACCGCAAGAUCACCGUGCCCGGGAACUUCCAGGGGCACUCGGGCGCGCAGUGCAUCACCUGCUCGUACAAGGCGAGCUCGGGGCUGCUGUACCCGCUGGAGCGCGGGUUCAUCUACGUGCACAAGCCGCCCGUGCACAUCCGCUUCGACGAGAUCAGCUUCGUCAACUUCGCCCGCGGCACCACCACCACCCGCUCCUUCGACUUCGAGAUUGAGACCAAGCAGGGCACGCAGUACACCUUCAGCAGCAUCGAGAGGGAGGAGUAUGGGAAGCUCUUCGACUUCGUCAAUGCCAAGAAGCUGAACAUCAAGAACCGCGGCCUGAAGGAGGGCAUGAAGCAGAGCUAUGAUGAAUACGCCGACUCGGACGAGGACCAGCACGACGCCUACUUGGAGAGGAUGAAGGAGGAGGGCAAGAUCCGGGAGGAGAAUGCCAACGACAGCAGCGACGGCUCCGGGGAGGAGACGGAUGAGUCCUUCAACCCCGGGGAAGAGGACGAUGAUGUGGCGGAAGAGUUCGACAGCAACGCCUCGGCCACGUCCUCGAGCGGUGACGGCGACAGCGACCACGACGACAAGAAACCGGCCAAGAAAGCCAAGGUGGUGAAAGAGCGCAAGGCCCGCAGGAAACACCCGGAGAGCAAGAAGGGGAAGGACCCAAACGCGCCAAAGCGGCCGAUGUCUGCGUACAUGCUGUGGCUGAACGCCAGCCGUGAGCGCAUCAAGUCCGACCACCCUGGCAUCAGCAUCACAGACCUGUCCAAGAAGGCCGGGGAGCUCUGGAAAGCCAUGUCCAAGGAGAAGAAAGAGGAGUGGGAUCGCAAGGCAGAAGAUGCCAGGAGGGACUAUGAGAAGGCCAUGAAGGAAUACAGCGUGGGCAGCAAGGCGGAGAGCUCCCGGGCGGAGAGGUCCAAGAAGAAGAAGAAGAAGCAGGAGAAGCAGCUGAAGGGGAAAGCGGAGAGGAAAGGCACCAGCUCCAAGUCUCUGUCCUCCAGCAAGUCCUCGGCCAAGAGCUCAAACGAGAGCUUCAAGAGCAAAGAGUUUGUGUCCAGCGAUGAGAGCUCCUCCGCUGAGAGCAAGAAGGAGGACUCAGAGGAGGAGGGAGCCCCCAGCCCCCGCCGCAGCUCCUCAGACUCCGCCUCAGGCUCCGAUUGAUCCAUCCUUGACCCGGGGGGCUCCUGGACCGGGCGCCCACAGCGGGGACCAGCUCCAGGGCCCCCCCGUGCCUUCUGGUGCC